CGGAUGGGAUUCGAGCGAACACUUUCGACGCUGGUACUGGCAAGAAUGUUAGUUCCUGCUCUACACUGGCCGUUUCCUGUAAUCGUGCAGUGUUGUGAGACGGAGAAAGCCAUGUGUGUCGAUGCAAAGGAAAACGGCAACAGUGGAUGUUGUCAUUGAUGGGCGUCUCUGUAGUGGCUUCACAGAAAAGAAAGAAGAUACUUCAAAUAAAUAAGAAAAAGGGAGGGGAGGAAAAGGUAAAGGACUAGCAGGGGAAGCUGGGCAGAUCUAACCCCUCUUCCCCUGAGCCUCACUCCCAACUUUGCCCCAUAUGAAAGCCUGUUUUUCCAGCCCAGGCAAUCCUGAAGCAAAUUGUUUUAGCAGGAACAAGAUUUUUCAGAAGUCAUCUGUGAGGAAAAUAAGUAUUUUCCUAUCAGUCUGACUGAAGUCCACACGGCUAACUGCUGUUCAUUGGUAGUUCAUUCGUGGUCAACUAUCCCACAUUCAAUUUUCUGAGUGGUCUUACGCUCGACAGCUCGCCAACAUGGCUGACCCCAUCAUGGACCUCUUUGACGACACCCCACUCUUCAACCUGGACGCCCUGCCGGAGGAUGCUUUCUCUCACGGCUCCUCAGAUCCGGUCGAGGAGGCGCUGAAGCUGGCCCUGGGCCAGGUGGAUCCUCCCUCAGAUCCUGCGGCCACGGUCCUCAGCGACACCAUGACCACUGUCUCCUCUGUGGCCCCGGCUGUGGCCCCCACCGUCCCAGUCCAAGUUCAUACGCAGCAGCCCAUGCAGGUCUCCCUUACGCAGGCAGUCCCGGUCUCCUACCAGGCCCCCAUUUCCGUUCAGGCAAUGUCUCAGACGCCCCUCACGGUGGUCAGCAGCAGCGGGGCCACCACAGUGUUGAUGAGCUCCCCGCUGUCUGUCUCGGGGGCGCAGACCACCACUCUGCAGCUACAACCCCAGCAGCUCGCUGCAGUCCAGCAGGCGGCGGGCCAGGGUGCCCCCAAGAUAGUCAUCCUCAAGGGUCCCCAGGGCCAGAUGCUGCAGGGGCUAACUGGAUCUGCCGGUUCUCCCUCGGGUAAGGUUACGAUUGCGCGGAUGCUCACUGGGACCCCCCUCAGGCCCGGCAUGUCUAUAGUGUCCGGCGGAACUGUGCUGAACGCGGCGUCCCCUGGACAGGGGCAGGUGAAGCUGAGCACCGGGGUUCAGCGGCUGGUGCAGACGGCCAAUGGGCCAAUGAAGCAGGUGAUACUCACUUCCAUGCCACAGUCGCAGGUACAGACUCAGCCCAUGCAGGUGCAGAUCCAGUCGCAGGGGCAGCUGGGCCAGCAGGUGCAGCAGGUGCAGCUCCAGACACAAGGGCAACUGCAGCAGACGGUGCAAAUGCAGCCGCAGACGCAGGUGACUCUGCAGGCACCCAUGCAGACACAGACGACGGUCACCACGACUGCGGGCACCACGGCUGCAGUACGACCACAGGGGAUCACACUCUCCACGUUGCCUCAGCAGGGCGAGGGCAAGAGGAUCACGCUUGUGCUGCAGCAGCCCUCUCAAGCGGGACAGGCGGGGACUGUGGCCGUGAGUGGAGCAGCCACUGUGACCGGAACCGGAGCGGCGGUGGCGACAGUGGCUGGCACCGGCCAGCAGCAACAGCAGCCCAGGCUGGUGCUGGGGUCCAUGCCGGGGAAGCUGGUACUGCAGGGUGGCCAGCUGGCAGCGCUCACCCAGGCCCGUGCCGGGCAGACAGGGGCACAGCCAAAGGUGCUCACCAUCCAGCUGCAGGUCCAGCAGCAGCCUAACCAGCAGGGAGCCAAGUUUCAGCUCGUCUCCACACCCGGUGGCACCCCCCAGGUGGUCCAGAUCACCCAGGGGCCGGGAGGGCAGAGACUGGCAGUGCCCCUCAAACUGCUGCUACAACCACAGACAAGCGGUGCCUCGUCAGGAGCUGGCACCUUCUCCGUGGUGAAAGUGAUCAACACGUCAGCCGCCGGUGCCUCUACAACCACCACGGUCGCCUCUCCCGGCGUGCGCCUCGCCAAGGCCCAAGAGCCAGUGCGGCGGGUGGAGACCCUGUGCAAGCAGGAGAAAGCCAACCGCAUUGUGGCAGAGGCCAUCGCCCGUGCCAAGGCCCGCGGCGAGCGCAACAUCCCACGUGUGCUCAACCAGGACGAGCUACCCUCUGGGCAAACCUCGGCGGAUGCGGAAGGUGCAAGUGGCAGCGCUGCAGUGGUCAAGAAGAAGGGAGGAGGGGGAGGGGGGAGUAAGAAGAAGAGUCCGGUGGCAGCAGUGGCCGGAGGGAAGGGCGGAGGAGCGGCUGGAGGAGGAGGCGGAGACAAGAAAGGAAAGGCCAAAGCGGGAGGAGCGGUUGGAGGAGUUGCCGGGGUGACCAGUGGAGGAAGCAAGAGCAAAGGCAAAUCUAAACUCAACACCAUUACUCUAGUGGGUGGGAAGAAGAGGAAGAGGAACGGCUCCUCAGACCACUCUGAAGGGGAACUCAGCCCUGCUGCUUCUCCGCGGGCACUGGAGGAUGACAUGCUGCAGACACGACGCUCCAACCGUCAGAUCAAGAGGAAGAAGUACACGGAGGACCUGGACAUCAAGAUCACGGACGAUGAGGACGAUGCAGAUGAGGACGUGGACGUGACCACGCCGGCUGCACCGCCUGUUGCCACCCAUAGCAAGUCCAUGGGUGAGCAGCUCCAGCAGGAGCUGGGAUUGGACGUAGACGGCGUCAACAGCAUGCAGUUCUUUGUGGAGAAUCCCAACGAGGAAGAUGCUGCCAUUGUGGAUAAGGUUUUAUCUAUGAGAUUAACCCAGAAAGAGGUCACUCAAGGCCAGUUGAUCAAUGUGGAGGAGUUCUUUGUCAAGUACAAAAACUACUCCUACUUGCACUGUGAGUGGGCCACUCUUGAACAGCUGGAGAGAGACAAGAGAAUCCACCAGAAGUUGAAGAGAUUCAAGAUCAAACACACCCAGAUGAGGAACCUCUUCCAGGAGGAGGAGGAGCCCUUUAACCCAGACUAUGUGGAGGUGGACCGCAUCUUGGACGAGUCCCACAGUGUGGACAAGGACAACGGAGAGCCGGUGGUGUACUACCUGGUGAAGUGGAUGUCUCUGCCCUAUGAGGAUGCCACCUGGGAGCUGAAGGAGGACGUGGAUGAGACAAAGGUGGGGGACUUCAGGAAGAUCGAGGGCCGGCAGGCCUGUGUUAAGAAAACGCCCCGACCCCCUGCGGCAUCCUGGAAGAAGCUGGAGGAGUACAGAGAGUACCGCAGCGGCAACACUCUGAGAGAGUACCAAUUAGAGGGGGUCAACUGGCUGCUCUUCAACUGGUACAACAGGCAGAACUGUAUCCUGGCAGACGAGAUGGGCCUGGGGAAGACCAUCCAGUCCAUCGCGCUGCUGUCGGAGGUGUACGCGGCCAAUGUGCAGGGCCCCUUCCUCAUCAUCGCCCCUCUCUCCACCAUUACCAACUGGGAGCGCGAGUUCGCCACCUGGACCGACCUGAACGCCAUUGUCUACCACGGCAGCCUGGCCAGCCGACAGAUGAUCCAGCAGUACGAGAUGUACUGCAAGGACGACAAGGCCCAAUUGAUCCCGGGCGCAUACAAGUUUGAUGCGCUGAUCACCACCUUUGAGAUGGUGCUGUCCGACUGCCCCGAGCUACGGGAGAUCUCUUGGAGGUGUGUGAUCAUCGACGAGGCCCACCGCCUGAAAAACAGGAAUUGCAAGCUGCUCGACAGCCUCAAGAUGCUCGAUCUGGAGCAUAAGGUGCUGCUGACAGGUACUCCCCUGCAGAACACUGUGGAGGAGCUCUUCAGUCUGCUGCACUUCCUGGAACCCGCCCAGUUCUCCUCGGAGACGGAGUUUCUGCGUGACUUUGGCGACCUCAAGACAGAGGAACAGGUGCAAAAACUGCAGGCUAUCCUGAAGCCCAUGAUGCUGCGCCGUCUGAAAGAGGACGUGGAGAAGAACUUGGCUCCCAAACAGGAAACCAUCAUCGAGGUGGAGCUGACGGAUGUGCAGAAGAAGUACUACCGUGCCAUCUUGGAGAGGAACUUCAGCUUCCUCAGCCUGGGCGCCACCCACAACAGCAACGUGCCCAACCUACUCAACACCAUGAUGGAGCUGCGCAAGUGCUGCAACCACCCUUACCUUAUCACAGGAGCGGAGGAGAAGAUUGUGGCAGAGCUGAGGGAGGUGUAUGACCCCAUGGCCCAGGACUUCCACCUGCAGGCAUUGGUGCGCUCGGCAGGAAAGCUGGUGCUGCUCGACAAGCUGCUGCCUCGGCUCAAGGCUGGUGGACACAAGGUGCUCAUCUUCUCCCAGAUGGUUCGCUGCCUGGACAUCCUGGAGGACUACCUCAUCAACAAGCGCUACCUGUACGAGCGGAUUGACGGCCGAGUACGGGGAAAUCUGCGUCAGGCUGCCAUCGACCGCUUCAGCAAGCCGGACUCGGACCGAUUUGUGUUCCUACUGUGCACCCGGGCAGGAGGCCUGGGUAUCAACCUCACUGCAGCCGACACCUGUGUUAUCUUUGACUCCGACUGGAACCCUCAGAAUGACUUGCAGGCUCAGGCUCGCUGUCACCGUAUCGGCCAGUCCAAGGCGGUGAAGGUAUACCGGCUGAUCACCAGAAACUCUUACGAGCGGGAGAUGUUGGACAAGGCCAGCCUCAAACUGGGCCUGGACAGGGCUGUGCUGCAGAGCAUGAGUGGUAACAAGGAGGGCACUGUCAAUGGGCAAGUUCAGCAGUUCUCCAAGAAGGAGAUAGAGGACCUGCUGAGGAAAGGUGCGUACGCCGCCAUCAUGGAUGAGAACGACGAGGGCAGCCGCUUCUGCGAGGAGGACAUCGACCAGAUCCUGCAACGGCGCGCCACCACCAUCACCAUUGAGAGCGAGGGCAAAGGCUCCACCUUCUCCAAGGCCAGCUUCGUGGCCUCCGAGGACCGCACGGACAUCCAACUGGAUGACCCCGAGUUCUGGCAGAAGUGGGCCAAGAAAGCGGACAUCGACUAUGACACGAUGAACAGGAAGAACACACUGGUGAUUGACACGCCCCGUGUGAGGAAGCAGACGCGACAGUUCUCUACCCUGAAGGGAGAGAGUGGGGGCGACGCCUCUGAAGUUGACAGCGACGAAGAAUACACCCACAAUUCCCGGCAGGCGCGCUACUCCCGACGCUCUGACCGCCACUCCGGAGGUGGAUACGGGCGCACGGACUGCUUCAGGGUGGAGAAGCACAUGCUGGUGUAUGGAUGGGGGCGCUGGCGUGAUAUCUUGUCCCAUGCGCGCUGCAAGCGCCGGCUGGGCGAGCGGGAUGUGGAGACCAUCUGCAGAGUCAUCCUGGUCUUCUGCCUGCUGCAUUACCGUGGCGACGAGAACAUCAAGAGCUUCAUCUGGGAGCUGAUCACGCCCCCUGAGAACGGCCGUGCUCCUCAUGCACUCCUCAACCACUCCGGCCUGUCCAUCCCAGUGCCUCGUGGCCGUAAAGGGAAGAGGGUGAAGGCCCAGAGCUCUUUCGACGUGCAGAAGGUGGAGUGGAUCCGCAAGUACAACCCAGACACCCUGCUGGUGGACGACAGCUACCGCAAGCACCUCAAACACCAGUGUAACAAGGUGUUGCUGCGGGUGCGUAUGCUGUACUACCUGAGGCAGGAGGUGAUCGGAGACAACGCCGACUCCGUCCUGAAAGGAGCAGAUGCCAGGGACAUCGACAUCUGGAUUCCGGAGAUGGAACAGCAGGAGUACCCAUCUGGCUGGUGGGACUCGGAUGCCGACCGCUCCCUUCUCAUCGGCGUGUUUAAACACGGCUAUGAGAUGUACACCACCAUGCGUGCCGAUCCGUGCCUGUGCUUCCUGGAGCGAUGCGGUCGCCCUGAUGACCAGGCCAUCGAUGCCGAACAGCACUCUGCUGACCCGGAGUUGGGAGAAGGGGGGGACGACGACAAAUAUAAUGAAGACCCAGAGUUCAAGCCCCAGAUGAGACACAAAGACAUGUACGAAGAGGCUGAUUCCAUGAACACUGACGAGAUCUGUGUGGAGGACCGAUCAGCCCCCGUGGCGUCUGAGGGAUCAUCCUCCGGCCAGACGGGCAGCUGCUAUUGGCCGACCAGCUCGUCACUCACAGCCCGUCUGAGACGUCUGAUCACGGCAUACCAGCGCAGCUACCGGCGCGAGCAGCUCAAGAUGGAGGCCGCUGAGAAAGGAGAUAAGAGGCGAAGGAGAUGCGAGCAGGCCAGCAAACUUAAAGAGAUAGCCCGCCAAGAACGCCAGCAAAGGUGGACCCGGCGCGAGGAGUGUGACUUCUACCGAGUGGUGUCCACGUUUGGCGUGGAGCAGAUCAAAAAGGAGGCCGGUGCUGCAGAGGAGGAGGAGGCUGAUAUGGACUGGAACCGCUUCCGCACCUUCGCCCGGCUGGACAAGAAGACGGACGAGAGCCUGACGCGAUACUUCCGCUGCUUCAUGUCCAUGUGCCGCCGGGUGUGCCACCUGAGGCCCGGCCGCGGAGAAGAGCCAUCUGAGAUGUCCCAGUCUCUGGCUCCCAUCACAGAGGAGCGUGCCUCUCGCACCCUCUACCGCAUCAGCCUGCUGCGGCGCCUGCGCGGGCGUGUUAUGACCCACCCCUCCCUGGAGGAGCGGCUGCAGCUGGUCAUGCCCAGCUCCGAGCUACCCGUGUGGUGGAGCUCACCACUCCACGACCGUGAGCUCAUGCUAGGCGCCGCCCGCCACGGCGUCAGCCGCACUGAACACUCCAUCUUCCCUGACCCGGAAUUCUCCUUCCAGCAGGCCCGCCUCGACUACCUCCAAAACCAGCAGGCCUCUGCUACAGUUUCCACCGCCGCAACAGGCUCCGCUGCACCCAGCGGACAAUUGUCCGUCAAAGAGGAAGGGGCUGAAGAGGAGGAGUCCCGCCUGCUGGGGUCCGACGCCCUGUGCCAGUCUGACACCCCUGCUGUGCCCCUGGGCCAGCCUGAGGGCAAAGGGCACGGGCAGGCCGGCUGGGGCUGGAAGAAGAGCCGGGGGAGAGGGCCCCGACGGGGGGGCGGGAAGGGGGGCAACAGAGGUGGGGAGGGAGGGGGUGCGUCUGACUCAGAGUCGGAUUCAGACUCCGACUCGUCCACUUCGUCCAGGCGCUCCGGCAGCUCGGACGAGAGCGGCGACAGCGAUGCAGAGAGAGAGAGGGCUAUGAAAGUGUGUGAUGGGGACGAAGAGAACAGCAUGCUUUCCCUCACCGCGUCACAAGACGGUGCUCCCCCUGAGACAGUCAACGACCCUCUGCGGCUCGACUGGCCGAAGGUAACGCGACAGCCUGCUGAAACUACUCACUUCCAAGACCGCGUGUUAAUAAACCGACUGGAUAGCUUGUGCACACUAGUGCUGACAGGACACUGGCCUGCGGGGCGACGCUACACCUCAGACCCCCAGCUGAACCCCCCCGCAGACGAUCAGGGCGACGAGUUGGGUUACCCGCGCACGGCACGCAGGGGCCCCGGCGCAGCUGCGGGAGAGGGCCCCGAUGGACAAGAUACCGAAUUCACUGUCAAGCUACUUAAGGAAGAGGGGCUGAAGUUGACCUUCUCCAAACAGGCCCUCCUGCCCAAUGGAGAGGGAGGUGGCCGUAGGAAGCGUAAAGAUCACGAGCUGUUAGACACUGAGGGAGCAUCUGUAGAUAUAAUGAGCUUAGGGGAACGAGCCCCACGCAGAAGGGACCUGCCUAACUGGCUGAAGGAGAACCCAGACUACGAGGUGGAGGGAGACAUGCUUGAGCUGUUGGUGAACAGGACCAAACGGAAGAGGAGGAGGAGGAGGACUGAAAAGACAGCCCCACUUACUGGGAGCGAGAGGGUGAAGGUCAUCAACAUGAAAACAGGAAAGAAGUAUACUGGAAUGUUUGGACCUGCACUUCAAGACCUGAGGGAACACCUGGAGGAAAAUCCAGACCAUGCUGUAGCACCAGAAUGGUCGGAAACCGUUCGCAACUCUGGCUUCCUGCCAGAGAGUCUAUUCCACCGGCUGCUCUCACAGCACUCUGUGAUCCCCAAGAAGGGUCAGGCCUACCUCGUGCCCACCCAGCCGGACGAUCCACUUCUUGGGGGAGGUGAAGGCGAGACCCUGGUCUCUGACGGCGCAUACAUGAUGGAGGAGGAGGAUCUGGAGGAGGGCGGUGAGAUGGCUUCCUCCCACCACUUCCUCACACCUUCCUUUGAUGUCAAGAUGGAGGCUGGGAGCCUCGAGAUGGAUGGCGGCGACAGCUUGUCGCAAGGGGGAUAUGAGAGCUCUGACCGGGAGGCCAUUUUAGAUGACGUCAUCAUGGCGUCCAAAAAUUCAGACAGUUCCUCCAGCUCAGAGGAUUGACCAAAUUAUCUCAUUUGAAAGGGUUCCCCUCCCCAGAAAUCAUGACAUUCUUUUCUUUAUAUCAUAUUCCUCCACCUCUUAUUAUAUUAUUUUUGUUAUUGUUAUAACUUUAAAUAUGAUGAAUUAUGAAUGAAUUUUGGGUUUUUUUUUUCUUUUUCUUGACUUUCUACUCCAUACUUUUAUUUAGUUGGGGAAAGAGCAUCAUAUUGUCAGGCAUUAUUCAUGUCCUCACUUUAUACACCUGUCCAACCUCUCCCAGAAGCAGAUAGGUAGUGUAAUGGCUCCCACAACACACACAUACUUUCCUCCUGUGCCCGACAACUUCAAGCCCAUUCCCUGCCCUUCCUGGGGCCAUUGAGCCCUCAUGCUGCCUGGGAAUCACUGUAUAGGCCACCUCGGUGCCUGGUGGACCCAGCCAAGAAGAGGGAGUUUGUUCAUUGGAUGUAUUAUAUUGGGGAGGGGUGGGUAGGGUCUAGUUACUGAUCUGUAGAAAGACAAGUGUAUUGUACAAUGUAGAGUUGUUCGGUUGCCUGCAAUGAUGCAAUUAUGAUGCUGAAUUUAUUCCUGUUUUAUGAAAUGACUUCAACUGUCUGUGAUAUCAAUAUGAAUUACAAUCUACAGUGAAAAAAAACUUGUCUUUUUUUUUUGUGCGCAAUUGUCAAGAUAGAUUCCUCAUUUUGAAUUAAAGAGUUUGUUUGUCAGGGUUUUGCAGAACAUCAUAGUAUUGUGCAAUGGUACAUGUAUUUCUGCAGUGAGUAAGCUGGUCAUUGAAUAUAUUGUAUGUAUACCAGAUUGUUAACAUAAUCAAGUUAAUAUAGUCCAUUCUGGCGCCCUCAAUAGGGACCACUGUUGCUUGACACAGUGCCCUCAUCGGUCCAGAUAAAGUCUAGUCCCUCCAUUUACCUUUCAAAAACCUUCAUGCGGGCCAUUGAUUUGUUUUACAGACGUAAUAUCAUUUGUGUUCAUAAGCGUCAUUUACGAGGUCAUUUUUCGAGAUGAAAGACAAGCUGUAUUAAAGAGUGCCCACAUGAGCCUUGAACUGGUAGAUUAUGUCAUUUCCUGAAGUUUGUGUAACCCGGAAGCGAGCAUAAUAGUGCCGAAGUUGCAAGGCAAACUGGCCGUCAGGUCUGUUGAAGAUGGAGGUAAGACUUAUUAGUAAAGUAAUUACUUGUAAUUGUCAUUAGUAUAUUAUACCACAUAAGUAGCUGAGUUACUGGAAAUUUGAAGAAAAGUUGUACAGGAGAAAUUAGGAAUAAACAACCGGAUUGACACUAGCUACAAUGAACUGUAAAUGCUCCAGUAGUAUUUGUUUAUGCAGAGACUACAGUAAUAGCUGCACAAGUUUAUUGUAAUAACAUUCAUAUACUCGUGGUUGUUGGAGUUUAAUUUGAAUUCUGCGUGUUUGCCCGAUAGUCUCGUUAUUUUACAUAGAGUUUGGUGGCUGGCAUGAAGAUCACUUUUAUAGGUUUAUAAAUAAUAAAAAUGCUUCUUGGUA
Molecule: messenger RNA, 9836 nt
Organism: Clupea harengus (Atlantic herring)
Lineage: Eukaryota; Metazoa; Chordata; Actinopteri; Clupeiformes; Clupeidae
Gene: chd8
Product: chromodomain helicase DNA binding protein 8
Biological process (GO): chromatin remodeling
Molecular function (GO): ATP binding; protein binding
Source: RefSeq, a predicted model, not a curated record